AACAUGGGUGCCAUAUUGUCACUCUAAAUGUGGUUAUGUGGUUACAUAAAUAAGCAGUCACGGGAUGCUAUAACAAAACAAAUACAGUUUGGACAACAACGCAAACUUUCGUUUCUCGGAGUUUGGAUCAUUAGUCGAUCUGUUUCGGUUUCCAUUCUGUAUGUAAAUACACGAACGUGCGGAACAGUACUCUUGGCGGACGCAAAAGAAAACACCUCUUCACGCACAAAGAGAAUUAAAUUAAUUCAUCUUACUUUCGAGAGCAGGGUACUAAAGUACUAUGGGAGUGCUAGGAUUAAAAAGCUACAUAGAGAAAAACAAAGAGGCACUGAAGAUUUACCACUUUAAAAACAGCAAGCUCAUAAUUGAUGGGUCCAGUCUUUACCACUCUCUUUACUUUAACUUUCACUUGGAUCAAGUACAUGGGGGUGAAUAUGAAUCAUUUGAAAAACUGGUCAACAGAUUUUUCACAAACCUAAAAGUGUGUAAUAUUCAGCCUUAUGUUGUACUUGAUGGAGGUAAUGACACCACAAUGAAAAAAUCAGACACCCUGCUGACAAGAGCUGAAGACAGAAUUAAAAGGGCCCAUGCUUUGUCCACGGGACAUUCAGGAGAAGUCCUGCCGAUUCUCACCAAUUGUGUGUUCAAGCAGGUGCUCCACAAACUUAAGGUCCCAUUCGUUCAGUGCUUGGCUGAGGCUGACUGGGAAGUGGCAGCACUGGCCAACGACUGGAAGUGUCCUGUUCUGUCGAACGACUCGGAUUUCUAUAUAUUCAACAUCAGUGCGGGAUUUCUUCCAAUAUCUCAUUUUCAAUGGAAAGAAGUGCCAGAAAGUGGCAAAAAAUUUAUUACAGCGAAACUGUUUAAUGUUAAAAAUCUGUGCGCUCUUUUUAACUGCCUGAAUAAGGACCUUCUCCCUCUUUUUGCCACCAUCUUGGGCAAUGACUACACCAAACUGGACAAAGGUUUAUUUCCAGACUUCUCCACUUGUGCCAGGAGCUCCGUCGCAACCCGGUCUGCUGUUCGCAUCAAUGGCUUGCUCAUGUGGCUGUCUCACUUCCCGGACCAAAAAGCAGCCAUUAAAACCCUGGUGGGAAUGGUGAACACGGAGCACUCAACCACUGUCCGCAUCACUCUCGAUCAGGGUGUGAAGGAGUACAGGCUCAGGGCCAGCUCCAUAGCCCGGUUCUUCACAACCGGGGAUAUACAGCCCAGUAUUCAGGGCCCAUUACAGAACCUGCCUGGGUGGAUGCUGAAGCCCCUGGCUGAGGGCAAGCUGAACGCCAUCAUCAUCAACACGCUGACGCUGCAGCAGGUCAGGCUCACUUUUCCCGUGGAGAAUUCCCAACUCCCAAGCAGCAACCAGACCUCUCGGCCCAUACGACAAGUCGUAUACGGUUUACUGCUGGGCACCGGUGGUCCAGGGUGCUACGAGGUGGAGGAAUAUGACAGGCAGGACCUGAAGCUGACCAGCUCCAGGGUCCCUGCCAUUCUGCCUAGAUGUGCUGCAACACACCUUCACUUGGAUACACUGUGGGAGGCACCACGGCACUUGCAUCUCCAGGUCCUUUUGGACACAUUGCAAGUGUCACAGCAGCCUGACUCCCUCUGUGUCCCCGUCAAUCUACAACUGGCUGCAUAUGUCACAUGCUACUGGCUCAAGCAUGCACAACCUGAGCCCAAAGCAGAACUCUACUGGGCCUUGCUGGUUGGCUUGGUCUACGGAGAGUUAUCCAGAGAACCCAAGAGAGCCAAAGAGUUUGGGCUAGUGCUGAAUAGGCUUAAGAAUCUACAGACCUGUAAGGACCAGAUGACACUGAACCUGGAAGCAGCCCAUGCUUAUAGCCAGUGGCAGUGCUGUCUGAGAGACAGUGUCUGUCUCAGCCAGCUAUUGUGUCAUCUGGUGCCUGAGUGUGCCUGGUACGCCAGGGCUAGAUUGUACAAUGGACCGUUAGUACAUGAAGCAGCUAGAAGAAUGAAGAGCAACAACAAUCCCGAGUCCCUGCUCGCAGAUGCCCCAUAUCCACUAAAGUUGUUCCGACAGCUGCGGGCCGCAGUGGAGCGCGAGCUGGGCGACGACCUUGCCAGAAAGAUGAGGAUGGGAACAGGCGCUGGGCAUGCGAGAGAGCUGCUAAGUACGAAUAAAGACUCAGAUCUCAGCCGAAUGUUCGAGCAGCUGAUGCACGAAGAAGAGGACAGCGAUGACCAGAGUGAGGGCAAGGCUGGUAACCACGACCAGAUCUACAAGUACACCUACAACAUCCGCACAAGACACAAGAAAAAGAGCAGAACAUGUGCACGAGAUCCAAAAUCCAAGAAACAUGACCGCGUGUGCUUUGAUUAGGCCAUGUUUAACUUUACAAGAGACAAAAUACCAGACAGCGAGUGGAUUACACAGAAAUGGGCAAUUUAAGCCUUCUUUUAACAAUUUAAUAUUAUUAUACAAAUUGACUUACCAGAUAUUUAACUAUUUGGAACUUUAAUUUGAAGAUGAGUAUUUUAUUAGCUCCCCUGGUUGUGCAGGUAGGGCAAUGUGGUAGCAACAUCGAGGUUGUAGGUUUGAGUUCCCAGAAGCACAGAUAGUGUGUGAUCCUGAUAAAUAUGCAAUUUAGUACCUACAGAGUCUGACUUAGCUCUUUAAAAAUGGAAUGGAAUUUUAAUUCUUCUGUUUUCACAUAUAUUCAUUAUUUUUUUAAAAGCUUCAUAUGGAUUUUAUUUGGUUUUUAAUUUUUCAUUGAUGUCAACUGCCUUUAUAUUUGAAACUUUUCCUGAAAUGCAAUUAGAACGCAGUUUAAAUAAAUGACUGCCAAUGCAGUAUGUUAAAAUAAAUUCAUGCAAUUACACUGAUUACCAACAAGGAAACUGUCAAUACAACCAAAAACAGAAAACUGUUCUUAAAGAUCCGUAGAAAUUUUAAUGUACAAUUGUGUUCUGAAAUAACCAUAACAGAUUUCUGACUUUAGCUGUCAAUAACAAAUAAAUUACAAUACAAUCUUUACAAAAAACAGAAAAAAGGCAGUACAUACCACCCUUAUUCCAUUUUGGCUCCACUUCCUGGCCAGUCCACAAUAAAGUUGCUUGCACACAAAGAGCAACUCAAACCAAAGAGAGGCAAAGCAUGUUUGUCCGUUGAGAAGUAACUGUAUAACUGGCAUAUAAAGCCUAUGUGGCCGCUGAAAACACUUUACUGCUAAUAAAGAGGAAACAAAUAACUUACUUAAAAGGGGAAAAAAAUUAAUUUAACGGGAGAAGAAGAGGGGAAAAAAAAGGACCCCCCCCCCCCAAAGUUCA
Messenger RNA from Electrophorus electricus (electric eel), 3291 nucleotides. The record is from RefSeq and is a predicted model, not a curated record. NCBI's taxonomy places the organism in Eukaryota, Metazoa, Chordata, Actinopteri, Gymnotiformes, Gymnotidae.